AUGGACAACCUUGGCAGCUUGGAAUGGCCCACUGACUUCCUUGCCCUCCUGUCUUGUACCCUCAGUCUGGUUGCUACAGUGACUGCCUCUCAGUAUGAACACCAAGAACUUGAAGGAGGGGAAGUUGUGGGGGAGGCAGUGAAUGGAAGAGAUGCACUUGCCAAUGGAGUACUAGUGAAGAAAAUGGGGAGCAAGCGGCUGACAAUGAGGCAGAUGAAGAGGAAGAAAAAUGGGAUGGGACAGGAGGAGGGAGGUGAUGGUGAAGAGGCCGGAGAUGAAGAUGGGGAGACCGAGGCAGUUACAGGCAAGCAGCUGACUGGAUGCCAAGAUGCAGAUCUUUGUGAAGCCCUGCUGGGCAAGACCAUCACACUCAAAGUUGAGCCCAGCAACACCACUGAGAAAGCCAAGGCCAAGAUCCAAGGCUAG
Nannospalax galili (Upper Galilee mountains blind mole rat) is the source of this 426-nucleotide messenger RNA. Its product is annotated as prothymosin alpha-like. The record is from RefSeq and is a predicted model, not a curated record. NCBI's taxonomy places the organism in Eukaryota, Metazoa, Chordata, Mammalia, Rodentia, Spalacidae. The coding region runs from base 1 to 426 and encodes 141 amino acids. The transcript has 2 exons.